AUGGAGGUCGCCGACUCCGAGGCGCUGGAGAAGAAGCUGCGUGCCCGACAACGUGGAUUGUUCCGCCAAAAGGCGCCGACCCCGCCGGGAGAGCCGGCGCGUCGCAACUUUGAUCCCGACGACUCGGGACGCGAUCGUCCGCGUUGUCACCACUGUGGUUCUCGUCGCCAUGCUGAGGGAGACUGCUGGAAGUUGUUGACGUGUCAGAAGUGUGGUGGCCAGCACCCGACGGAGCGAUGCUUGAGAGUGUGUAAGGCCUGCGGUGACGUACACGAAGCCGGAGAAUGCCCGAUGGAGGAGUUCUUCAACCAAUUGCGCCAGUGGUUUGACCCGAAUAAGCACGCGGGAAUGCUGCCGCUGACCGCCGAGAAGAUUGAGAACCCGACUUCCCUGAACGAUAAUACAUGUGAAUCCAACCUGGAACGUACCACGCGAGAACGCGCGCCGCGAAUCUCGGCGGUCCGACGUACGACGGACGACGCGUUUGCACGUGAACCACCCCUGGACGAGGUCGACUUGCAACCAGGAGAGCGACGCGGAUACUGGAAACAUUACGCGCCGCACAAGUGGUACAAGCAGGCCAAAAUGCAUGGAAAGCUGAACAACCACCGUGCUGUGUUAUUGCUCGACACAGGUGCCGAAGUGUCCAUCCUGGACACUACCUUUGCUCGUGAGAACCAGAGUCAAGAUUACCUUGGCUGGGAACUUGGUGUACUACAUGCACGUGUCGGCGACUUGGUCUGUGAACACGCAAUCCUGGGAAUGAACUUCAUGGUGCCAGGUGGAGUGCGCAUCGACACUGCGGACGGCACGGCGUGCCUCCCCGACGAGGUGCACAUCCAGAUGAUCGGACGAAGACCACUUUACGGUGCACGGAUGCACCCGGCCAACCUCAAGACGCCUGUGAGGCUCGAACCAGGGGACACGCAUGAAGUCUGGCUGAUGCCGGAUCGAAACGCGCCGUUCCUGUGGGUAACGCGGGCAGAAUCGUGGGUGACUACCUCUGUCAAGGGGAGAGUCGGAAGGAAGACGUACCUACGUGUCACGAACAUCGGAGACGCAGCGAUAACCCUCGCCUCGGAGCCGUGGGUUUGUCCGACUGGGCUCCCCUCGGUACCAGCAGUGGCAGAAUUUGGCGUACGGCGCGACGCGGAGGAGAACUGGAUCCCAGCCGAGCUCGACGGACCGGUGACGGAUCACCCCUCAUACCCGACGCCUAAAGCCAUCUUGCGCCCGGAGCCGAGACAACUCGGGAUGCGACGCGCCGUGACCCCAGUGUUGGCGGCUGUCGCGGAAGCGCCGAAGGGAAGUGGGAAUACGGACGAGGAAGCGGUGGAAGUUGAACCCGAUGGGCCUCCGAAUGUGGCUGGAAGCGCUGUGAUGGAGGAAUCGCCUGAGUCAAAACUCGCCGAGCCAAAACUCGACGGACCAAAACCCGCCGAGCCGGAACUCGACGAGGCGGAGCCGGAUGAGCAGGAGGAAGACGAUGCGGUCCUCAUCCACGAGGGGUCCGACCUCUUCGCCGAGGAUCUCGAGUCAGAGAUGGCAGUGCUGCCAGACCUCUCGCUGACCGCCGAGGUGAAGAUCGAGGACUUGAAGGUCGGCAUGCCGACUGGACUCCCACCCCAGGAAGCCGCGAGACAAGAAACGCGGCUACGCCAAAUCAUCUGGAAGCGACGGAAGUGGUUGAUCGGCAAGGGCAACGCCUUGCCGCCAGCCGCCCUGGGGGUUGUCUGCGACAUCGACGUGGGCGACGCAAAAUCCGUCGCGCAACGCGUCCGGAAAAUCCCGCCACAGUUCCGAGAGAAGGUCGCCGACUUGAUCAAGGGGCUGCUGAGCGCGAGGAUGAUCCAGAAGUCGAAGUCACCGUGGGCGUCGCCCAUUGUCGUGAUCAUAAAGAAGAACGGCGUCGAUAUCCGGCUCUGA
Messenger RNA from Phytophthora sojae, 1926 nucleotides. RefSeq lists its product as hypothetical. The transcript has 6 exons. The record is from RefSeq and is a predicted model, not a curated record. Gene Ontology annotation, biological process: proteolysis. Gene Ontology annotation, molecular function: aspartic-type endopeptidase activity. Bases 1 to 1926 code for a protein of 641 amino acids. Lineage: Eukaryota; Oomycota; Peronosporomycetes; Peronosporales; Peronosporaceae.